Molecule: messenger RNA, 1446 nt
Organism: Colletotrichum scovillei
Lineage: Eukaryota; Fungi; Ascomycota; Sordariomycetes; Glomerellales; Glomerellaceae
Exons: 4
Coding region: 1-1446 (481 amino acids)
Source: RefSeq, a predicted model, not a curated record
AUGUCCAAGUCGAAAGAGGCACCAAAGGCUGCUAAGCCAGGCUUCCAUCCAAUGGCCACUUUAGGGACGUGGCUAUCGCGUCUGAGCAUUGAGGAUGCUGAAAAUGCCUCGCCUCCGAAUCUGACCUGGUAUUUCUCACGUCGGCGGCGAAGACGUCCGACGAUCCAGGGCCAGUCUUAUCGUUUUCCUUCUCCAUCGAUCCGAAGCCCGACAGCCGCCUCUUCAUCUAUAGAUCUGGAGUGCGAGUUUUCGCGAGCUGAGCUUUUCGGAAAGACAUCCGCUGCUGAAGGGCGAAAUGUGCCUCGGUUUCCGGAUGACGAACUGAGCCAGGCAGAAAUCGCAGAAACUCUUACCCGUGGCACUAAUACUUCAUUGCUACUGGCUUGCCCCUAUCUGAAGUACGAUCCUGCGAAGUAUGGUCAACGAAAGAGCUGCAGAGGAGCGGCGUUUUCUAAGACGCACCGGUUGAAGGAGCACCUGCACAGGAUUCACCGGCAAACCCCCAAUUGCCCACGUUGCCACCGUACUUUCAAAGCAGAGGCCGAAGUCGCAAGCCACCUGAAAGCGUCAUCACUUUGUGAGGUCAUCGAAGGCGAGGGUCUUACUGAGGGUUUCGAUGCCGUUCAGGAGAGGCUUCUUAGGAGCAAAAGACGCAGAGCAGGAGUCAAGACGGAAGUGGACAAGUGGAGGGAGAUUUUUAGGAUUCUCUUCCCCAAUCAUAAAGAUGUACCGGAUCCUUUCUACAGGAUACCUUUCGAUGAACAAGAUACAACAAUGGAGACACCGACAAAGGAACAAGGCGACACCGAAAGCAUCUUCAUGCAAGCUAUCCCAUCGGACGUAGAAAAUGGAACCUACUCGGAGAUGGAGGAAGCUAUCGGACAGCGCUUGGACGACUCGAAGCGGUGGAAGCUGCUAGAUGUGUUCAAGGGUUUCGCCGUCAAGAUGAUCCUCCAGCCCGCGCCGAAGAAGACCAUAAAAAGAAACGCCAACCUUGUCUCAAAGUAUAGUGGCGCUAGAGAGAUCAGUCAGACUCGCCGUCAACUCAAGAUCCAGAGCGAGAAGCAGCCACUCGAGAAGGCAGGCGGGAGGCUGGACGUGGAGUUGGACGAAGUCGACGCGAUGUCGUCAGCAACCCAGACUAUCAUACAGCCGACGGAGCGGGUCACAAGUCUAGGGGUUUGGCCAGGAGACGGAGGAGCUGAGGAGCGCUCCGUCUUUCCGGACUCGGAAAGUCUACAUGUAGACUUCAGCAACAACAUCAACAACAUGAUGUACUGGCCAACGUGGGAAGCGGCUUUUCCCCGUGUUAUCGGGGAUGCGUGGUUGGAUGACUUAUUGGAUGACGGUAGUACUCUUCCAGGACUUUUUGCCGAAGAACCAGGCGCGGCAUUGGGGACAUUGCCUGCGACUACUUUUGAGGGAGUCGAUCCUAUUCCCAGGUAG